Molecule: messenger RNA, 685 nt
Organism: Rotaria socialis
Lineage: Eukaryota; Metazoa; Rotifera; Eurotatoria; Philodinida; Philodinidae
Source: the annotation of a GenBank genome assembly
AUGUAUUUAGAUGAAAUUCUGUCAUCUGGUAUUUUCAAAAGUCAGAUUACAACACUUUUAAUUACGACGAAUAAAAGUGAUGAUCAUCAUGAGGCACCAUUGUCAGUGGAAGAAAUAUGUGUUGAUAUCUUCAAUGUUUGCACGCGUCUGACGGCUUUAACAUUGUAUGAAUCAUCGCAUAGAAGUCCUCUUCGAUUCAAUUUCGAGGAACUGUCACCUCCAAAUAUUUAUUCUUCAAGUCUUUUGAUGUUAAAUAUCAGAGUACAAUGUUUCGCAAAUUGUCUCUAUCUUCUUGAUGGUCGUUUUAGUCAACGUCAUACGCUCUAUGUUGAUAUGGUUAAUGCUUAUUAUCCACAAAACUACAAAAAUCAAGUUAGUUUUGUAAGAAAUAUCUCUAUAUUGUCGAAUAACAAAAUUCUUUUUAGGGCGAUUUGCCAAAUCUAAGAUGUUUUUCUUUGUCUUGUUAUUUCAAAAUUUCGAAUUAUGAUGAAACAAUCCUACCAUUACUAUAUCGGAUGUCCAAUCUAGAGGUACUUGGUUUGUGUUCUACCGUCUGUGAUCGUGAGACAUUUAUUGAUGGAAACGAUUUGAAGAGACGCAUUAUUAAUCGUAUGUUACGCUUAAAUCAAUUCACAUUUUAUAUUAGUUCAUUGAUGUAUAUUGACAAUAAAAUGAAUUUGCCAUC